Molecule: messenger RNA, 675 nt
Organism: Glycine soja
Lineage: Eukaryota; Viridiplantae; Streptophyta; Magnoliopsida; Fabales; Fabaceae
Exons: 2
Coding region: 1-675 (224 amino acids)
Molecular function (GO): DNA-binding transcription factor activity
Source: RefSeq, a predicted model, not a curated record
AUGGCCUUUCGACGCCAGAAAGGUCUUUGUUACAACUGUGAUGAGAAGUGGAGUUCUUCUCACCGUUGUAAGGGUCGUGUCUUGCUCUUUGUGGCCGAAUCCGAUGAACCCCUUGGCUCUGAACCAACACAAUCUUUCUCGACCCCCAUUGAAUCUUCCUCUGAUCCUCACCCACCUGACCUUUCUCCAAUAAACCCCCACAUCAGCCUCAACGCCUUAGCCGGUAUUCCCGUCACUGACACUUUUCGUGUCUACGACUUCAUUAACCAGGCGAGCCUCAUCGUGCUCGUCGAUAGUGGGAGUACCCACAACUUUGUCCAACCACAGGUGCAAAGACUCCUGCAGCUACGUAUUGAGGCUCAAGGAAAAUACCUUCAGGCAGUGUUGGAGAAGGCUCAGGAAACACUAGGUAGACAGAGCUUAGGAGUAGUAGGACUUGAAGCUGCCAAACUUCAACUCUCAGAGGUAGUGUCAAAAGUGUCCUCUCAGUGCCUGAAUUCAGCAUUUUCAGAGCUGAAGGAGAUACAAGGAUUUAGCCCCCACCAUCAGAAACAAACACAAACCAACAACAACCAGCCAAUAAAUGCAAAUGACUGUUCCAUGGACAGUUGUCUCACAUCCUGUGAGGGAUCAUCACAAAAAGAUCAGCAAGAGAUACAAAUUUGUAAGCAGUAA